AUGGUGGGAGUACUGGUUGCAUUAUUAGUAGCCGCGGUUACAACAGCAGCACCUCAAGCCCACCCGCCUCGGCGGUGCCUGAACCAGAAGUGUGGUAAUGUGAGCGUUCCAUAUCCAUUUGGCAUAGAUUCAGGUUGUUACAGGGAAGAAAAGUUUUUUAUCAAUUGUUCCCAAUCUACCAAUCCCCCAAUUGCAUAUUUGGGGGAAGGUAAUCUCCCUGUGACUAACAUAUCACUUGAGAAAGGUGAGUUGCAAAUACAGAUGCUUAUUACCAAAGAUUGUUAUGACCAACAGGGCGAGCAAACCAAUGACAGCCAAGCCUUCUCUUCGAUCAAGAUGGCUGAAUUCACCAUAUCCGCUACCAAAAACAGGUUCAUGGCUGUUGGUUGCGACACUAAUGCAAUUUUUGGAGGCUACCGAGAAACAGAACAGUACAUGAGUGGGUGCACAUCUUUUUGUCAGAGCAUUCCCAGCGUUAACGACUCUUGCUCCGGCAUCGGGUGUUGCCAGACUUACAUCCCUAGCGGACUCACAAAUCAGAAUAUAACAUUGGAGAGCUUUUACAAUCACAAAUAUAGCUGGAACUUCAACCCCUGCAGCUUCGCCUUCGUUGUGGAAAAUGGCCAAUUCACAUUCUCCGGGGAGACAAGUUUUCAAGUACUUAGCAACACUAAAAGACUUCCAAUGAUUCUCAAUUGGGAAAUUGGUAAUGAGUCAUGUAGUGCAGCUAAAAAGAGAGUGGAUUAUCCAUGCCAUAACAAAACUACCAAGUGUGUCGACCGGAUCAUCCAUAACAAGCCUGCAUCGUCUGGUUACUUUUGCCAGUGCUUGCCUGGAUACCAAGGGAACCCUUACCUCCCAGAUGGUUGCCAAGAUAUUGAUGAGUGCGAGACUUCAAACCCCUGCGACAAUGGAACUUGCCAUAAUCUAGAUGGAAGUUACUAUUGUAAAUGUAAUAGUGGGUACAGAAACCACGACCCCAAGACUUGCAUACCCGGAACAAAGAACACUGCCCUCAAAAUUUCAUUGGGUGUCUGUCUGAGCUUCUUAGUUUUACUGGUUUUAGUCUUUUGGAUAUAUUGCGGAGUCAAGAGAAGAAAGUUCAAGAAACAACAAGAAAAGUUCUUUAAACAAAAUGGGGGCUUACUUUUACGACAACAACUGACUCGAUACAAUGGAUCCAUAGAGACAGCCUCAAUCUUUUCUGAAGAAGAUCUGAAGAAGAUGACAGACCAUUACGAUGAAAAGAGAAAGAUUGGUGAAGGAGGGUCUGGACUAGUUUACAAAGGUAUAUUGCCUGCAGAUAAAAGAGAGGUUGCCAUAAAAAUGUCCAAAGUCAGUGCCCCAAUUACUGACAGCUUGGAGUUUGCUAACGAGGUGAUUCUUCUAUCUCAAAUCAACCAUAAAAAUGUUGUGAAGCUCCUUGGUUGUUGUUUAGAGACCCAAACACCUAUUCUCGUUUAUGAGUUCAUCUCCAAUGGCACUCUUUAUGAUCACCUUCAUGGAAAAGAUGGAAAAGAAAAACUUUCGUUGGAAUCGCGGUUGAAGAUAGCAUCAGGUACUGCAGAAGCUCUCUCGUACUUGCACCACUCCAUUUCUAAUCCAAUAAUACACCGAGAUGUGAAAGCAAUGAAUAUACUAUUGGACAAGAAUUAUGUGGCUAAAGUAGCAGACUUUGGGGCUUCACGGUUGGUUCUGGAAGAUCAAAAUCAACUAGCAACUUUGGUGCAAGGGACGCUUGGUUACUUGGACCCUGAAUAUCUUCAGUCACACAUUCUAACAGAUAAGAGUGAUGUUUAUAGCUUUGGAGUUGUCCUAGCGGAGCUACUCACAGGCAAAAAGGCACUAAUCAAGAGAAAAAAUGAGGCAGAAAACCUAGCAAACGUCUUUGUUUGCGCAAUGAAAGAGGGCCGGCUAGCUGAAAUUCUUGAUGCAGAUGUAGUUAAGGAGGAACAUAAUUUCGAGACAAUCGUAGAAAAAGUUGCCAAUCUGGCAAAAAAAUGUAUAGCGUUAAGAGGUGAAGAAAGGCCUCCCAUGAAUGAAGUAGCCGUGGAGCUCCUGGGAUUAGUGCAAAUUAUGGGAAAGAAUACGGCUGGGGAAAAGGUUGAUGAUAUCCAACGGUCUUCCGAAGAUACGGACCACUUGCUCGGGUCACCUGCUGCUAAUUAUUAUGAUUACGUUUUGGAUGUUAGAGGUGAAGUUGGUGAUAGUGCUUCAAUUGCAGUAGAGCCUUACGAUCAUGGUCGUUGA
Molecule: messenger RNA, 2250 nt
Organism: Prunus mume (Japanese apricot)
Lineage: Eukaryota; Viridiplantae; Streptophyta; Magnoliopsida; Rosales; Rosaceae
Product: wall-associated receptor kinase 2-like
Biological process (GO): cell surface receptor signaling pathway; protein phosphorylation
Cellular component (GO): plasma membrane
Molecular function (GO): calcium ion binding; polysaccharide binding; ATP binding
Source: RefSeq, a predicted model, not a curated record